GAAAUCGUUUUAAGGAUAACUUCUUAAUAAAGUCAUUUUCUUGAUAAAGUAUUAAGAACCGGAAAUGGCAGUGGUUUUUAGAUGUGCUAUUUUAAUUUCUAUGUGUUGUGUGGUUUAUUGUUUAGCAGAUGUUAUAGAUAUGUGCCAUAAUAAGAAUCCUAGUCCAUGUCAACUAGUAAAGACAUAUAAAUCAAUUACGGAUUACAAAAAUAAAUCAUCUUAUCAUCCGGUCAUAACUGUUAAUAAAUGUAUCAGCAAUCAUGAAUUCUUUAAAUGCAUACCAACGAUACGGAAUAUAACAAUCAGUGUGCCUAAGAAUAAAACAUGUACACAAGUUACUAUUGAAGACCACAUUAAGUGUACAGCCAAGCUCAUCAAAAAGAAAAACUGUACUGAUGUUGUUUGCACAACCGGAACUCUUCCAAAUCCACGUGACAAUUAUGUAAAUUUCCAAAAAGGGAUCCAAGAAGGAAGGGCAAGAAAAAAAAACCGCAAAUGACUUAAAUCGAGUCCGUAAAUCUGAUG
Molecule: messenger RNA, 525 nt
Organism: Onthophagus taurus
Lineage: Eukaryota; Metazoa; Arthropoda; Insecta; Coleoptera; Scarabaeidae
Source: RefSeq, a predicted model, not a curated record